Molecule: messenger RNA, 922 nt
Organism: Cercospora beticola
Lineage: Eukaryota; Fungi; Ascomycota; Dothideomycetes; Mycosphaerellales; Mycosphaerellaceae
Product: MAPEG family protein
Cellular component (GO): membrane
Source: RefSeq, a predicted model, not a curated record
CCUGUUCUGUCCCCAGUAUCCGCGUAUGCAUUUGACGGACUGUAUAUCCACUGCAAUCAUCCAGUCUCACAGAGACUACAGCACAUUGAGCCGGACAGCUUACGUGAGCGAACCAUGUCUUGGCAUGUUUCGCGUCCGGCUAUUGGGUGACCAAUAGCCGAGGACGGUCAUGCCAGCUAAACUCCGAAUACCUUGCUAGGCAUCCUCAAAACAGACAAAACACAUCAACAAGCUCUGAAACCGCAUCUCUACCCCAGAAUCAUCCACCAGGAUAACCUUGUCGAAAUCACAACUCACAGCCACAGCUCACAGUAAUCACCAUGGCCUCUCAAGUCCUCGGUCACUCUCCCCUCAUCAAGCCGCUCGUCACGUUGGCUGGUUGGACCUUCGUGAUGGAGGCCUGGAUGUACGCGACUCGCAUCCCAGCUAUCUCGAAGUACAACAUCGAUGUCAAUCCCGAAAAAGUGGCCCAAGACUUCAACACCAAGGUCCCGAUCACCAUUCGUCAGAUUGCGGACAACUACAAUCAUUUGCACGAGCAGCCGACUAUCUUCUUUGCCGUGGCAUUGGCUCUUGCUGUCGUUGGCGACGACCAUCCAAACACCGUGAAAGCGGCUUGGACCUACGUUGGCGCCAGAAUCGUGCAUUCGAUUUUCCAAUCGACGGUGAACAAGGUCAUGGUCCGCUUCCAGCUCUUCUUGGGCAGCUCCAUUGUCCUGGCUGGUUUGACUGGCCGCCUUGCCCAGAUCGUCUACUAGAUCACGAGACAGAGCCGAAACGAUAGGAAACAAGAGGCUUGACAGAACGAGUGGAAUCACAGAACGAAUGCAAGCUGCACUGGAGUGAACGAUUUUGUACCUAAUCUUGAAAUAUGUUGCAAUAUCUGAAAAAGCCUUGCCUCUUGAGUUGCGCUCUGUUUCAA